Messenger RNA from Fundulus heteroclitus (mummichog), 941 nucleotides. RefSeq names its product myocyte-specific enhancer factor 2D homolog. Lineage: Eukaryota; Metazoa; Chordata; Actinopteri; Cyprinodontiformes; Fundulidae. Gene Ontology annotation, molecular function: DNA-binding transcription factor activity, RNA polymerase II-specific; protein dimerization activity; RNA polymerase II cis-regulatory region sequence-specific DNA binding. The record is from RefSeq and is a predicted model, not a curated record. Gene Ontology annotation, biological process: cell differentiation; positive regulation of transcription by RNA polymerase II.
AGGAGUGACAUCCUCCGUGCCGCAGCAGCUGCACACAUCAGUCCCCGCUGAAUAAAAGAUGAACUGAGGACCCCCCUCCACUGCUCCGCGUCCCAUAUCGUUGCAGCGCCUGCUCUUCAUCGCCGCUGCCCUCUCGGUGCAGGAGUUAACCGCGUUGCCUCAUCCCACCUGGACACAGAAAUGCACGUGCACGCAUGUCCUCGAAAUGCAUGACCGUGUUUGAGUGUGUUUCUGCUUCACUUCCAUACUCAUCUUCAGAGAGCCACUUUUCCGCUUGACUCACCGCAACGUUUGUGUUCACGACUACAAAGCAUAAUGGGGAGGAAAAAGAUUCAGAUCCAGAGGAUCACUGACGAAAGGAACAAGCAGGUCACGUUUACAAAGCGAAAGUUCGGCCUGAUGAAGAAAGCCUACGAGCUGAGUGUGUUGUGCGACUGCGAGAUAGCGCUCAUCAUCUUCAACCACGCCAACAAGCUGUUCCAGUAUGCCAGCACCGACAUGGACAAGGUCCUGCUCAAAUACACGGAGUACAACGAGCCGCACGAGAGCCGGACCAACGCAGAUAUCAUCGAGACUUUGAGAAAGAAAGGUUUCAACGGCUGCGACAGUCCCGAGCCGGACGGCGAAGACUCCAUCGACCAAAGUCCUCUGAAUGACGACAAGUUCCGUAAAACCACAGAGGACCUGGAUGUCCUCUUCAAACGCUACGGACAGACCUCUGCUGCGCCCCAGACCUUCUCCAUGCCGGUCACCGUCCAGGCGUCCAAUCAGAGCACACUGCAGUUCAGCAAUCCUGGCAGCGCGCUGGUAACUACCUCCUAUGUCACGUCGUCGCCGCUCACGGAUACCCACCUGCUGUCGCCACAGCAACCGGCUCCCCAGAGGAAUACAGUGUCUCCGGGGUUGCCGCAGCGACCAGCGAGUGCAGGGGCUCUUCUUGG